CCUAUUUUAUUUUUAUUUAUUUUUUACAGUCUAUGGGUGAAACUGAUAUGAUUCGCAGAGUUAGUUGUACAGUAGAAUAAAUGCCUUUCUUGCUGAUUUCGCCAGCGCUUGCAUGUUUAUAUGCAAGUUUGAUUGUAUUGUAACUUAAACCUGAGCAGAUGAAUCUUAACAAGAUCAGUGUCCUGACCAAACAUGUGUUUCUAUGCAAACAUGUCUUGGGUAGGUGGUACACGAACUUUGCUAAAUGUAAACCAAUCAUAUUUUGUCAAUGUUCUUCAAAAUUAGUUGCUUCCAUCUUACCAUGCACAAGACAACGUUUAAAGACUGGGGUUGCAGUUCCAGUUCUGCCAACAAGGACUUUGUCAUUGACAGCUUACAUGUUCAAGAGCAAAAAUAACAGCACAGAAAACAAUCCAGAGGAAGAGGAAGAUGAAAUUGAUGAAGCUGAAAUAGAGGAGCUGUUCCAGCAGCAGAUCCCCACAGAUAUUGGGCAAGAAGACCACAGAAUCUUUAUUGUUCAUCCUGAUGUGAAAUGGGGCAGAAGAAAGCAGUAUCUGACCACAGCGGCACUUCAGAUGGAAGAGGCUGUUGGGCUGGUGAACACUUUACACAAGUGGAGCGUUGUGGACAAGAUCAUCCUUUCCACCAAGACACCAGAAAAUAAAAGAAUUUUCGGCAAAGGAAACUUCCAGAUGCUGACAGAAAAGAUCAGAGCUACUACUGAGGUCACAGCCGUCUUUGUGAACGUGGAGCGUCUUUUACCUUCCUCGGAAAAAGAAUUACAGGAAGCCUGGGGAGUAAAAGUGCUUGAUAGAUACUCACUUGUUCUGCAUAUUUUCCGAUGUAACGCUAGUACAAAAGAGGCCAAACUGCAGAUCUCUUUAGCAGAGAUUCCCUUGUUAAGAUCACGCCUGAAAAAUGAAAUGGCAAACUUAGACCAGCAAGGUGGCGGCUCAAGGUACAUUAUGGGCUCAGGUGAAACCUUGUAUGAAAUGCAACAGAGAUUGUUGAAGGAGCGAGAGAUGAAGAUCCGAUCAGCCCUGGAGCGACUUAGGAAGAAGAGGCACCUGCUGCGCUCUCAGCGCAAACACAAAGACUUUCCUACCAUCUCUGUCAUGGGCUACACCAACUGUGGUAAAACAACUCUGAUUAAAGCACUGACUGGAGAUGCUGGUCUUCAGCCUAAAGACCAGCUCUUUGCCACCCUGGAUGUUACAGUACAUGCCGGACAGCUGCCAAGUCACAUGACUGUACUGUUUGUAGACACCAUUGGCUUUUUGUCCCAGCUCCCUCACCAGCUCAUUGACUCUUUCUCUGCCACACUGGAGGAUGUGACACAUUCUGACCUCAUAAUUCAUGUGAGAGACAUCAGUCAUCCAGAAACUGUGAAUCAAAAGGUUAAUGUUCUGAAUGUCCUAAAGAAUCUUCAGAUUCCAGAAAGACUACUCAACUCCAUAAUAGAGGUGCACAAUAAGAUUGACCUCAUUGAAGGGUGAGAGACAAAGUCAGUCAUUUGGUU
Molecule: messenger RNA, 1519 nt
Organism: Pimephales promelas (fathead minnow)
Lineage: Eukaryota; Metazoa; Chordata; Actinopteri; Cypriniformes; Leuciscidae
Source: RefSeq, a predicted model, not a curated record